GGCAUCACAGUCAUGGGUUCUCCUUUGCGUCAUCGGCACGGGGCGGUUCAUGAAUGGGGUUCUCAAGUGGGAGGGCCCAUUAAUCUGACUUUUCCAGGCAGGAAAAACUGGGUGUUGUGCUGUGCUCGCUGCGACGCACCUACAUGCGUGUUUUUAUGCCACAGUGAGCUUUGUUUCACUGGGCAGCAGUGAAGGGAUCGGGCCCCGGCGUUUGUCAACUGAGGCGCGCGCGCGGCACCGCCGCAGCAGCUGUAGCAGCAACACAGUCCAAACGGAGGAGGCAGAGGAGCCGCGUCCGUGAGCCAUGGGUUUUCGCAAGAAAAACAAGAGCCCGCCGGUGCUGAGCCACGAGUUCGUGAUCCAGAAUCACGCCGACAUGGUUUCGUGUUUGGCCAUGAUUAUCCUCCUCGGGCUGAUGUUUGAGGUCACAGCAAAAUUUGCCAUAAUGUUCAUCACAGUCCAGUACAACGUCACUGAAGUCCUCGAUGAGAAAAGCGAGCCGGUGAAUCAUUACCAUUACGGCCCCAAAGAUGUGGCGACUGUGUUUUUUUACCUGCUGAUAGCGGUCAUCCUUCACGCCUUGAUACAAGAAUAUAUUCUUGAUAAAAUCAACAGGAGGUUACAUCUCUCUAAAACCAAACACAGCAAGUUUAAUGAGUCUGGACAGCUGGCAGCGUUCUACCUGUUCUCCUUUGUCUGGGGCUGCAGUAUCCUGACAGCGGAGGACUUUGCAACAAACCCCACGUUCUUAUGGGAGGGCUACCCACACACUCGCAUGGUUUUUCAGGUCAAGUUCUUCUACAUUUGCCAAAUUGCCUAUUGGCUCCACGCUCUUCCUGAGCUCUACUUUCAGAAAGUGCGAAAGGAAGACAUCCCCCGCCAGCUGUAUUACAUCUGCCUGUACAUCGUUCACAUCACCGGUGCCUACGUCUUAAACCUGCACCGACUGGGCCUGGUGCUGCUGGUUCCUCACUACCUAGUGGAGCUCCUGUUCCAUGCUUCACGCCUCUUCUACUUCAGCGACGAGAACAAGCAGAAAGGCUUCACCCUGUGGGCUCUCCUGUUUGUCAUCGCCCGCCUGCUCACCCUCACGCUGUCGGUGCUGACGUUCGGCUUCGGCCUCCCGCGCACGGAAAACCACGGCUUUUCCUUAGCGGACGGCAACUUCAACGUGCUCACCGUUCGGAUGACGUGCCUGGCAGCGAUCUGCCUGACUCAAGCCUGGAUGAUGUGGAAGUUCAUUAAUUUCCAGCUGAAGAAGUGGAGGGAGCACAGUCAGAAUCAGGCAUCCAAGAAGAAGACGUUCAGCCAGAAGACCAAGCCUCAUAAAAGGGAACCACUGAGGGUCACCAACGGAGUGGUCAAACCUGAGGAUAAAACGUCGCCGCGGGCAAGAAAAGCCAAAGCUUCGUGAGGAUGGAGCGGCACGGUUUCCUCUUUUUAACACUUGCUUCCUGUCUCCUGCUCUCCAAAACAAAAAACAUUUAAACCGCGCAAGAGCUGAAGCUCCUCCUCUGAGAAGGUUGGGUGUUGCGGUUUGCCGUGGGUGUUCUUUGACCGCAGGUGGAUCGCUGGUUCUGAUGCUUUAACAGGAUGGAUCUUGCGCCUCUUUUGAGGUUGUUCCUUUGCGGAAAAGAAGUUCUGACAUUUUUCAGUUUGCAGGACUUCACUUACGGUGAACGGUAUUACGAGUCUUUCAAGAAAAAACGAGUUUAUUGUCCCUCAAAAUGUAAUAUAUGGUGAAGGCUGAUCAUGGCCCAGAUGUAGUUUAACACUAAGCGGAGUAACUGUCCUCAAUGGGGCGACUUCUUAUUAAAAAACAAAGCCUGAAUUUAGCCUCAGGUGUCCGAGCCAAAGAGACGAAGCAUUGUGAGUAGAAAGAGGUUUCAAAUAUAUCAUUUUUUCACACGUCAAAGGUCAGUGUUUGAGUAGAAAGCAUAAAAGCCAAACCGCAGAACUUCUACCUUUAAAGCCCAAACGGUGAUUUUCCUGCAACUUUUUUUUUCUUUUUUUUGACAGACUUGCUGUUAAAACGACAGCUUUCCGCAGCUCUCCGUCUCCUCGCCGGUAGAGCGGGCCGAGGAGGCGCACGCUUGAGGCUGCGCCGCCACACUGUGCUGUUUGCAUCCCGAUUGGAAAAACGUUUCAGCUCGUUUUAUUUUUUUAACGCAUGAUGGUUUUAAAAGGCUAAAAUGCUACUUCACGUGUAGGAUGUUGCAUAUCACAAAGCAUUCAGUGGCCUUUUUUUUUUUUUAAAACAAUGCUGCAAGAGGGUUCAGUUAUUUAUUUUUGUCCUGUGAUUAAAAAAAAAAGUAUUUCUUUAUAUGCUUGGAAAAGCUAUAACCAGCAGACAGCGGUACAUAGCAACUGCAUUUGGUUGAUCCAAAACAAUACAAUCUUUCUUCAAGUGUCCUUAUGAUGUUGGUCACAUGUCCUGCUCGUGCUGUGCUCGGUUUCGGUUUUUUCCGGGGUUUGAUGGGUUCAGGGGCUUUUGGUGCACUUUUAUUGGAUACAAUGCUGUUUAGUUGUACGCGCGACGACGACGUAACCGCUCGUUUUUUUCCCUCCUCGAAUGCUCGUAACGGAAAAGCGACAAUCUGUCCAUCUUGUCCCGCCUGCCUUGUUUUAUUUUUUUUUCCUGAAGCUCUGAACUGUGGAUAGGUUUCGCGAAACGAUUCUGUAAAUCCUUUUCAGUGAUCGUGACGUUGCCACACCUCUGCCCAGCUCCGCCUGUCGAGGAGGAGACGGUCCGGCGCUCUUUAGGACUUCCGUUAGUCCGUUUGCGAGCGGCGACGUCACGGGAGAAAAGGCGCAGAGGACUGCCGUACCAGCCUCUUAUUAAGCUGUCUCUGAAGAAAAUAUAAAAGAAAAUAUAUCCAAGUUAACCCCACACUGUACUAAAAUACGUGUCAGAUUUUUAAACUAUUUUUAUAAAGGAAAAACUGUUGACUGUUGUUCCGUAUACAUGUGUGAAAAUUUGUUUUACUCUCCUGUUUCUGUUCUUAAACGAGAAUGAAGCUUGCUGAACUGUGGAUGUGUGUAAACGUUGUAGUAUGACUGUCUUCUCUCUUCUGUAACUUCAUGGCCUUAUUAGAGUCGGUUGUUAAACAGUGCACAGUUGACACGGAGCUGCAGAUGUACAAUGCAGCUCCUUAUAUAUUCAUGAUUUACAGGACUCAAACCUCCACUUUUGAUUUUCAUUUUUUAAGUAAGUCUUGUUUUCAUUUCAUUUCUUAAGCUCCUCCCCUUGUUUUUUACAUGCAUUCACAAGAAUUAUUCAAAUAAAAGUUAAUUUUGUCAAACUUAUAAUAGUUGUAUUCUACAAGCAGCCACUAGAGGGCGCCAAAUCUCUCAUUUAUGAUAAAAGAAAACCUGAUUCGCCCAGAAAAUACACUUAUAAUCUAUAAACCUGUUCUUAUUAUACAAUUGUUUAGCUAAAAUAUUUGAAAAAAAUCUUUUGAUCUGCUGUCUAAGUUCUAAUAUCUAUUUAUGAACACUAUUGUCCACUUUUGAUCAUUGUGACUUUUUUUUCUUUUUUACUUUGAUGUUUUGAAUAAAGCUUUUGUUUGUUAACCGGCAUCAUUUGAUCGUUUAUUUUGUGACCGUUGUUGUUUUUUGAGGGCACACGUUGAGUGGUGCAUUUGUCUCCAUGGUAACAAGAGGGGACGGGGGGCACGCUGAAAGAUUGCGGUUGCAAAAGUGCACCGUAAAUUAUGAUGGUUGCAGAUAAUUGCUCUGCUAAUUGUCCAAUACCUGCUCUGACAUGAAGUCUUGUUCGCAGAUGUGGUGGAUAAACUUGUGAUUUAACAUAUUUCGUCCGCCUAUUAGUUUCUGAUAAGACAAAGCAGCUGCUGCUGCCUUCACGGUCAUGUCCACCUGAGGUGCUUCAUGGAGGAAGAAGGCCGGAGACGCUUGUGGUUCUUUGACCUCUAGGUGCAUGAAAAAGAAGGUGCACACCUGUGACAGAGAGGGUGGAAACGUCUGGACAAGAGGAAAAAAAAGAAUAAAUAGUGAAGAGACACUGGGAUGAAGAAAAAAGAACGGCAACCAGAGAAGAGCCUUAAAUGGUACGAGAAAAGAUUAAAAAGGGAGGAAAUGAGGCUUAA
Oryzias melastigma (Indian medaka) is the source of this 4106-nucleotide messenger RNA. RefSeq lists its product as uncharacterized. Gene Ontology annotation, biological process: SRP-dependent cotranslational protein targeting to membrane, translocation; protein insertion into ER membrane. Gene Ontology annotation, cellular component: endoplasmic reticulum membrane. The transcript has 12 exons. The record is from RefSeq and is a predicted model, not a curated record. NCBI's taxonomy places the organism in Eukaryota, Metazoa, Chordata, Actinopteri, Beloniformes, Adrianichthyidae. The coding region runs from base 305 to 1414 and encodes 369 amino acids.